Molecule: messenger RNA, 764 nt
Organism: Gamsiella multidivaricata
Lineage: Eukaryota; Fungi; Mortierellomycota; Mortierellomycetes; Mortierellales; Mortierellaceae
Product: acyl-CoA N-acyltransferase
Exons: 5
Coding region: 151-684 (177 amino acids)
Biological process (GO): N-terminal peptidyl-methionine acetylation
Cellular component (GO): NatB complex
Molecular function (GO): protein-N-terminal amino-acid acetyltransferase activity
Source: RefSeq, a predicted model, not a curated record
CCGGACACGAAAGGCGAGCAGUGGUUGGUUCGGCAAGUUGUCCGGCAGCCGUUGAACACUAGGUUCUCAUGGCACUUGAAGAGCAGACACAUCGCAGAGGCAAAGCGUGAUGCCCAUUCUUGUUCACAUUCAUAUUUCCAACCAGCAACGAUGAGCAGCCUGCGACAGUUCAAGGCCACGGACCUCUUCAACUUCAACGCCAUCAAUCUGGACUCGUUGACCGAGACGUACAACAUCUCCUUCUACCUCUCGUAUCUCGCGCGCUGGCCCGACCUGUUCUCGGUCCAAUGCACCCCGUCCUCCACACUGAUGGCCUACGUGAUGGGCAAGGCCGAAGGCACCGGCACAGACUGGCACGGACACGUUACUGCGAUCACAGUAGCACCCGAGUACCGUCGUCUGGGGCUCGCACAGGGGAUGAUGGCACUACUGGAACGUGUGUCUGAAUAUCCUUAUGAUGGCUAUUUCGUUGAUCUCUUUGUGCGGCGGUCGAAUAAAGUCGCGAUUGAGAUGUAUACCCAAUUGGGGUAUUCGAUCUAUCGGACCGUGAAGGGAUAUUAUAAUGGCGAGACUACCGAGGAUGCCUUUGAUAUGCGGAAACCGCUGAAGAGAGACGUCGAUCGGAAGAGUGUCCGUGAGAACGGAGAGUCGUUUAUAGUAGAACCGCACGAAGUACAAUUCUAGCACAGAAUACAGAGAUCGGACCCCUCCUUGUCGUAUGAGGAAUGGAACCAUUCAUUAUGAAACAGACGUCAGUCUUCAGC